UAAGACAUUACCGAGGGCUUACAAAACCCCGUUGUUCCUGUUCCGUUUAGUCAUUGCUGUUUGUUGCUGUUGCUGCCGCUGGACUUUUUUACUUUAGUUUAACUAUUCUGGUAAAACAUUCUGUCUUUCCACGGGACAAGAGACAAUUGUGACUGAGUGAUAAGCCUAAUUUUACUUCCAGCAAUGUCAAGUUGCCCAACUAUCCACCUAACUUUGCCGCAGUGUGACGGGGGCUCACGGAAAAUUCGCUUUAUUCACCUGGUGAAUGUGACAUCGUUCAGGCUCACUGAGUGUCCCCACAAAAGUCCGGUGGUUCCUCUCUAUUUAGGCGCUGAUCUCUUCUCCAACACAGACAUCCGCACAGAGAAUCACCCCAGAUACCACGCCAAGUUUGCCAAGAAAGGAUUCGCAACAAAAAUAAAUUUUUCCUCAGCAUUCAGGUUCCAUGGGUUGAAGGUAGCUACUGCAAACAACAGCCUCUGGUUCUACAGCGUUCAAGGACUUUUUCGAGUAGCAUUUGAGAUGUACAGUAAGCAAGAGCAGCUUGCUGUGCUAGAGAACUUCCAGGAUGUUUGGAAAUCACAGAUAAAUGACAGCCCUCUGAAAAUGAGUUACAGCCUCAGCGUGCAGCUCGACUUUGCACUAUCCAGCAGCCUGCAUGAUACAGAAUCAAGGAAGGAAAUGUCACAACCUCAGCAUUGCCAGGUUGGCAGGGAAUCUGUGUAUGUAUAUGGCAGUGACACAGGUAAUGCAUCAGCAGAUCACGAUUAUUGUUCUUUUCCCAAGCAGAGCUUGCAGACUGAGCACAGCCAACUACUUGUUUCGACAGUGAGAAAAAAAUUGCACAACUUGGAUGACAAACUCUCCUCCGAGACUCACGGCUACACAGAGCAGCUGGACACUAUCAUGGUGCUUUUGGAGAACAUUGAUCAAUACAUAAAUGGGAAUCUAAAAGAAAAGGAUGUGACAGAAACUGUGCUAGCUCUGCUAAAGACCCAAGACUGGGGCUGUGUGUAUUCAAGUUCCCUGCUUUGUGGUAUAGGACGUUGGCUAGGCCAACAGUUUCAUGCAGCAAACAGCAGCAUAAGCCAGAAAGUGGAGGGCUUUAAAGUUCAGCAUAUUGAACGUAUUAGUGACUUGCCACCUGCUGAGGAACUAGCCACAGAACUAUUCCCAGAAGCCAUGCAGACCCUGCUGCUUCAUUGGAUGGGCUUAAGUGAGGAGUCCACUGUGGAGAAGAGACACAGCGAGUUCCCAAUCCUGCUCCUUAUCCUCGAGUUUGCCAACCACAACCUCAUAACUGGUGUGGCUCAUGUGCUGUACUCCAGUCUUAUAUGUAAAUAGAGGAAGAUUUCCAUUCAGGCAUCAAACACAAACUAUUUACAGUAUUCCAAUAAAUGUGCAUUUCUUGUA
Cottoperca gobio is the source of this 1413-nucleotide messenger RNA. RefSeq lists its product as uncharacterized. Lineage: Eukaryota; Metazoa; Chordata; Actinopteri; Perciformes; Bovichtidae. The transcript is spliced from 4 exons. Bases 184 to 1344 code for a protein of 386 amino acids. The record is from RefSeq and is a predicted model, not a curated record.